AUGUCCGAGAAAAGCAUUAUUGAAGUUAAAGUUGAACCGAAAUAUGAACCGGACUCGGAGGACUCACCAUCGCCUCAGUACCACCUUGCAUCCGAUGAGGUCGUAAAAGAGGAGUGCAGCAGCUAUGACUUUUAUGAAAAGUUUACACCCAACGCGCUGGGGGUUCCAAACCAAUUCAAGUGUCCCCAUUGCAGUUAUUCAACCGCGUACAAAAUUGCACUGCUCAAGCAUUUAAUGAAGCACGGUUCUACUUUUAAAUGUGACCUGUGCGAUUUUGGCACCACGGAUAAACGUCACAUGAAGCGGCAUCAGUUGUGCCAUACGGGUAACCGAUAUAAAUGUGACCAGUGCGAUUAUUCUAGCGUGUUUAGGUAUAAUAUUAACCGGCACAGUGCGGUACAUAACUCGUUCAGAUGUGAACGGUGUCGUUUUACGACCACCUGCAAGUCGAGCCUGGCAGAUCACUUGUCAGUGCACAAUGCCUUAGCGGAGAUUAAAACCGAAAUCACCAUGAUGAAAAAGAGAAGGGGGCGGCCCAAAUUAAUUCGAAAAGAGAGGCGAUGGAUUAAAUGUGAACAUUGCGAUUACAAAACAGCGUACCACUACAACAUCAAACGACACUCUUCAAUGCACAACUCCCCAACAACAUUUAUGUGUGAACAUUGCACUUUUAGCACCAAGUUCAAGGGGGCCAUGGCAAAACAUGCAAUGAGCCACAAAACGACCGCCGACUCGUUUUAUAAGUGUAGUCAGUGCGAUUUCACAACGACCAAGUACAGCUACAUGAAGCGCCACAGGUUGAUUCACAACGGGCGGAAAUUCCAAUGCGACCAGUGCCCUUACACCAGCCAACACAAAUACAACAUACGAAGACACAUCGCGAUGCACAACAAAUCACACGUCCUGAAAUGUGACCAGUGCGAUUACACCACCUACUGGAUUAGCUACUUGAAACAGCACACCCUCAGCCACAGCGAUUUAAACCAAUACAAUUGCGUACAGUGCGAGUUCACGACCAAAAACAAAAAGGCGAUGAAAACGCAUCGGUUAACUCACAACAGCGCGUCGUUUAAAUGUGACCAGUGCGACUACGCGACCAAACGUCGCGAGACCUUGUCAGCGCACGUAAAAGUACACGACAUCAUACGAACAUUCACGUGCGACCAGUGCGACUACGCGACGCCGAACCGAAACUGCCUGCGCACCCACAAGCUGUCGCACACCGCCCGGAUCUACAAGUGCGACCACUGCGACUACACGACGAAGUACAUUUACAGCAUCAAGCGGCACGCGUCAAUUCACGACACGCUCGCGAAACUCAAGUGCGACCUUUGCAACUACACGACCCACUGGAAGGACUACCUGAAGCAGCACCAGUCGACGCACAACACGACCGUCGACUAUGCGUGUCGCGUUUGCGAUUUCACGACGAAGAGCAAGUACGCGUUGCGCUAUCACAAUUUCACGCACAAGGGCGUGAUGUAUCUGUGCGAGUUGUGCGGUUACAAGUCGAAGUUUAAGAACAGCUAUAAGAAACAUUGCGCGACCCGUCAUCCGACGAGUGCCGGCGAUACCGUGCACUUGGGCGUGUUAUAA
Photinus pyralis (common eastern firefly) is the source of this 1596-nucleotide messenger RNA. Its product is annotated as zinc finger protein 600-like. Gene Ontology annotation, biological process: regulation of transcription by RNA polymerase II. Lineage: Eukaryota; Metazoa; Arthropoda; Insecta; Coleoptera; Lampyridae. Gene Ontology annotation, molecular function: RNA polymerase II transcription regulatory region sequence-specific DNA binding; DNA-binding transcription factor activity, RNA polymerase II-specific. Bases 1 to 1596 code for a protein of 531 amino acids. The record is from RefSeq and is a predicted model, not a curated record. The transcript has a single exon. Gene Ontology annotation, cellular component: nucleus.